Molecule: messenger RNA, 510 nt
Organism: Hevea brasiliensis (rubber tree)
Lineage: Eukaryota; Viridiplantae; Streptophyta; Magnoliopsida; Malpighiales; Euphorbiaceae
Product: pathogenesis-related protein 1-like
Exons: 1
Coding region: 28-510 (160 amino acids)
Cellular component (GO): extracellular region
Source: RefSeq, a predicted model, not a curated record
ACCAUCAACAUUUCGAAAACCAAAAUCAUGCUUUGCAAGCUCCCAUUAGCCCUUUGUUUUCUCUUGGGCAGAGCCCUAAUCUUUUCUUCUUACGCCCAAGACACACCACAUGACUAUCUGAAUGCUCACAACCAGGCUCGAAUACAUGUUGGUGUUGGACCCUUGACUUGGGACGACAAGGUCGCAGCCUACGCACAGAACUACGCAAACCAACGUAUUAGCGACUGCAAUCUUGUGCACUCUGGCGGGCCUUACGGCGAGAACCUGGCAUGGGGAAGUGGUGACCUUUCAGGCACAGACGCCGUGAAGAUGUGGGUUGAUGAAAAGGCCUAUUAUGAUUAUAAUUCUAAUUCUUGUGCUCCAGGCCAAAUGUGUGGGCACUAUACUCAGGUGGUUUGGCGAGACUCGGUUCGCUUAGGGUGUGCUAAGGUGACCUGCAACAGUGGAGGAACCUUCAUUGGGUGCAACUAUGACCCUCCUGGCAACUAUAUUGGGCAGCGUCCUUACUAG